AUGGCGCCUCUACUUUUCCGACUGCUCCUCGUGCUUCUCGUGGCUGGAACCGAUGGCCUUCGAAAGCACCACCGAAGGCAUGGUCACAAGCGCGUGCAAGUGGCCAACACACCGGAGGCGGAUACCGUCAAGGCCGUGCUGUCCGAUGAGAGCCUGUCCGAUGAGAGCUUGAUGGCGGAAGAGCGAAUGGCUGAAACACUUGUCAAGGAAGCAGAGGAAAAGGUUGACAACGAGCUGGCAGCCCGCAUCACGAAGGACCCUGCUGUCAAAGAACACAAAGACAGUGAUGCCGACAGCAAGGUUGAAAAGACAAAUGAAAAGAAGGUUGAAAGCAAAGCCGCAGUCAAAGCGGACCCGGCACCAAAGUCGAAGCCGGACGCCGACGAGGUGAAGUCCAAUAAGCAGAACGAGAAGAAGGAGGAUGCGGACAAGGAUGAUGAUGAUGGAGAUGAGGACGAUGUGGAGGAGACUGCGGCUCCCGAGAAAAAGGACAGCGACAAAAGCAAAAGCACAACCUCGGCGCCAGAGGAGACCAAAGCCAAAGCGGUCAAGUCUGGAUGUCGCGAAUCGGCGGUGGCUCCUUUACUCUUCCUGUCCUUGGCGUACAUGAAGCUUUUCUGA
Molecule: messenger RNA, 621 nt
Organism: Symbiodinium sp. CCMP2592
Lineage: Eukaryota; Dinophyceae; Suessiales; Symbiodiniaceae
Source: the annotation of a GenBank genome assembly